Prorocentrum cordatum is the source of this 165-nucleotide messenger RNA. The record is from the annotation of a GenBank genome assembly. Lineage: Eukaryota; Dinophyceae; Prorocentrales; Prorocentraceae.
GAGGACGAGGACGAGGCGAGGGCGACGAGCAUAGAGUACGACCCCAGCGACAAGGACUCGAUGGUCAAGACCGUGUCCAGGAUGGUGAAGCAGCUGAAGAACAUCGAGAUCCAGAUGAAGGUCCUCGUCAAGGAGCUCAGCCGAGCCCAGAGCACGUUCCCCUGA